AUGGCCAAGAGGAAAGGGCUGCUCUUCUCUCUGCUCUACUUGACGGCAGAGUUCUGGCUCAGUUGGCAGCAGGUCCUCAGGAUUGGCGGCAUCUUCGAGACCCUGGAGAGCGAGCCCAUCAGUAUGGAGGAGCUGGCCUUUAAGUUUGCCGUCACCAACAUCAACAGAAACCGAACCCUCAUGCCAAACACCACCUUGACCUACGACAUCCAGAGAGUUAAUCUCUUCGACAGCUUUGAGGCGUCCAGAAGAGCCUGCGACCAGUUGGCGCUAGGCGUGGGGGCCGUUUUCGGACCUUCCCACAGUUCAUCGGUGAGCGCCGUCCAGUCCAUCUGCAACGCGCUGGAAGUCCCUCACAUCCAGACGCGUUGGAAGCAUCCGUCCGUGGACAAUCGAGACAGCUUCUACAUCAACCUUUACCCCGAAUAUGCCUCCAUUAGUCGGGCCGUGCUGGAUAUUGUGCAGUACUACAAGUGGAAGACGGUGACCGUGGUCUACGAGGACGCCACGGGACUGAUUCGUCUGCAAGAGCUGAUCAAAGCGCCGUCAAGAUACAGCAUCAAAAUUAAAAUACGACAGCUGCCGGUGGGGAGUAAAGACGCCAGGCCGUUGCUCAAGGAGAUGAAGAAGGGGAAGGAGUUUUACGUCAUUUUCGACUGCUCCUACCAAACGUCGGCUGAUGUACUCAAGCAGAUCCUGUCCAUGGGGAUGAUGACUGAAUACUACCACUUCUUCUUCACAACUUUGGACUUGUUUGCUCUGGACCUGGAGCCGUACCGCUACAGCGGCGUCAACAUGACGGGUUUCCGACUACUCAACAUCGACGACCCCAAAGUGGCUUCGGUAGUGGAGAGGUGGGCCACGGAACGGCUGCAGGCCCCCUCUAAGGCCGAGACCGGGAUGAUGGAAGGCAUGAUGACGACGGAAGCGUCCCUGAUGUACGAUGCAGUCUACAUGGUGGCGGUGGCCUCGCAACGCGCCGCACAGCUCACCGUCAGCUCCCUUCAGUGCCACCGACACAAGCCCUGGCGUUUUGGGGCGCGCUUCAUGAACAUGCUCAAAGACGCGCAGUGGAACGGCUUAACGGGACAAAUUGUCAUCAACAAGACAGACGGCCUGCGCAAAGAUUUUGAUUUGGAUGUGAUCAGUCUCAAGGAGGACGGAUUGGAGAAGAUAAUCGCGGGCAACAAUCGCCUGAAUAAAGUGUGGAAAAAGAUCGGCGUAUGGAACUCCCAGACUGGCCUUAAUCUAACCGAAAACAACAAGGACAUGGGCACAAAUGUGACCGAUUCCAUGGCCAAUAGGACACUCAUUGUCACCACCAUUCUGGAGAAUCCUUACGUGAUGUACAAGAAAUCGGAUAAGCCGCUGUACGGAAACGACCGCUUCGAAGGAUACUGCCUGGACCUUCUCAAGGAGCUCUCCAACAUCCUGGGCUUUUCCUACGAGGUCAAGCUCGUGUCCGACGGGAAAUACGGCGCUCAGAAUGACAAAGGGGAGUGGAACGGCAUGGUGCGCGAGCUCAUCGACCACGUGGCCGACCUAGCGGUUGCGCCGCUCACCAUCACCUACGUGAGGGAGAAGGUGAUCGACUUCUCCAAGCCCUUCAUGACGUUGGGCAUCAGCAUCCUCUACCACAAACCUAACGGCACCAAUCCGGGCGUAUUCUCCUUCCUCAAUCCGUUGUCUCCUGACAUCUGGAUGUACGUUCUCUUGGCCUGCCUGGGCGUCAGCUGCGUGCUCUUUGUAAUCGCCAGGUUCACCCCGUAUGAGUGGUACAACCCUCAUCCCUGCAACCCUGAUUCGGACGUAGUGGAAAACAAUUUCACUCUCAUAAACAGCGUCUGGUUCGGAGUGGGAGCGCUCAUGCAGCAAGGUUCCGAGCUGAUGCCCAAGGCCCUCUCCACGAGGAUCGUGGGCGGGAUCUGGUGGUUCUUCACGCUGAUCAUCAUAUCCUCCUACACCGCCAAUUUGGCCGCUUUCCUGACCGUGGAGAGGAUGGACUCGCCCAUCGACUCCGCCGACGACUUGGCCAAACAGACCAAAAUAGAGUACGGCGCCGUGAGAGACGGUUCCACCAUGACGUUUUUUAAGAAAUCCAAGAUCUCCACCUACGAGAAGAUGUGGGCUUUCAUGAGCAGCCGGAAAAACACCGCUUUGGUGAAGAACAACCGCGAGGGUAUCCAGAGAGUCCUCACCACCGACUACGCUCUCCUGAUGGAGUCGACGAGCAUCGAGUACAUCAGCCAGCGCAACUGCAACCUCACGCAGAUCGGGGGUCUGAUCGACUCCAAGGGUUACGGCGUGGGAACCCCGAUAGGUUCCCCCUACAGAGACAAGGUGACCAUAGCGAUUUUGCAGCUUCAGGAGGAAGGCAAACUUCACAUGAUGAAAGAGAAGUGGUGGCGCGGCAACGGCUGUCCCGAGGAGGACAGCAAAGAAGCUAGCGCUUUAGGCGUGGAGAACAUCGGCGGUAUCUUCAUCGUCCUGGCGGCCGGACUGGUCCUCUCCGUUUUCGUGGCCAUCGGAGAGUUCAUCUACAAAUCCAGGAAGAACUUGGACAUCGAGGAGGUGAGCGUGGGCCAGUGCGAGUGGCACAACAAAUAUUGA
Molecule: messenger RNA, 2610 nt
Organism: Nerophis lumbriciformis (worm pipefish)
Lineage: Eukaryota; Metazoa; Chordata; Actinopteri; Syngnathiformes; Syngnathidae
Source: RefSeq, a predicted model, not a curated record